This is a messenger RNA of Trichomycterus rosablanca, 2234 nucleotides long. It is a transcript of the gene irf2bp2b, whose product is annotated as interferon regulatory factor 2 binding protein 2b. The transcript has 2 exons. Lineage: Eukaryota; Metazoa; Chordata; Actinopteri; Siluriformes; Trichomycteridae. Gene Ontology annotation, biological process: regulation of transcription by RNA polymerase II. The record is from RefSeq and is a predicted model, not a curated record. The coding region runs from base 193 to 1752 and encodes 519 amino acids. Gene Ontology annotation, molecular function: transcription corepressor activity. Gene Ontology annotation, cellular component: nucleus.
GAGAGACGCGCGCUAGUAACGCACGCACUGCCAUGAACUCCGGAGCGUAAAACUUCGCCGUUUUUUCGGUCUCGGACGCACCGCUGGGAAACCUACAAGCGAUUUUCCUGCUUUAACGCACCCGAAUUCGACUGACGGACGUUCGGAGAGUUCGCAGCCCUCGUGUUUUUCUUUCUUCUCCCCCCCAGAAGCAUGUCCUCCGCGGCGGUCGCCGCCUCGCGCAGGCAGUCGUGCUAUCUGUGCGACCUGCCCCGCAUGCCGUGGGCGAUGAUCUGGGAUUUCACGGAGCCCGUGUGCAGGGGGUGCGUGAAUUACGAGGGCGCGGAUCGCAUCGAGUUCGUGAUCGAGACCGCCCGGCAGCUGAAGCGGGCUCACGGCUUUCAGGAGGGCAGGUCAGCCGGAGCAGCGGGCAAGUCUGCCAAAGACAUGCAGGCGGUGAACCACGCGGCCGGGGACGGUAGCUCUCGGGUGCAGCCACCACCACAGCAAUCGUUAGUAGAUCGUUAUUCUCUCCCUCCGGAUAGACCGCCCCGCCUCGGGCCUGAGUACCAGCCCGGAGCCAGGCAGGCGAACGGCCUCCCGGUGCCCAACGGAUUCCCUAAACCGGACGAGCCGCCCGAGCUGAACCGCCAGAGCCCGAACCCACGCAGGACAAACGCAGUCCCGCCGAGCCUCGUCCCGCUGGUCAAUGUUAACGGGAGCAUGCCCGUGCACGGUAUGAACGGCCGCCAGCCCCCCAUGGGCCUGUCGGUGGCGUUAGCCGUGGAGCACCAGGGGAAACGCCUGGACGACGGCAAGGACAAACACCGACCCGACAGCGUGUCCGAGCACAGCGAGAGUCACAAGCGCGCCGACGAGUGGAGCAAAGGCAAGACCGUGCGCGACCUCAUGGCCCUGCAGCACCCACUGGAAAGCAGGUUUAAAAAGGAACAUCCAGCCAUGCAGCAUAGGAUGGGAUACGAACCGAGCUCUGCUUCCUCCAAAACAGACAGAGGCAAGCAGCCACGGAGCAGCGUGAAGAGAAAAGCCUCCCCGGAGCCGGAGGGCGAAGGGACCGUCCCCAAGCUGAACGGCGAGGUCCAGCCAUGGCCCCCUUCUCCUGCUGAAGUGCUGAAGAUGCCUGCUCCGGGUAUGCCAGGCUACACCGGAGCUCCCCCUUCCACCAUGUCUCCGCACCCACGCACGACGCCACCCGAGGCUGCCAUGGCUGCACAGAACGGCCCGUCUCCCAUAGCCGCCCUCAUCCAGGCUGCAGACAACGCGGGCACCAGCUCACCCAAAGACCAGGUGCACUCCACCACCGCACGGAGGAACAGCGGCAGCCCGCUCUCGCCCUCGGGCCAGAGGAGGCUCGCCCAGAGGGACGUCAUGGGCCCAGGGGUGGCGGGCACGGCCGCCGCGAGCACGGCCGGAGGCCACGUCCCGGGCGUCGUAGACCCGCAGGCCGGGCACCCACAGAGCAUUCCGGACUCAUCGGUGGCCCCGGGCAGCGUCCCGCUGUGCUGCACCUUGUGCCACGAGCGCCUCGAGGACACACAUUUCGUCCAGUGCCCAUCCGUGCUGUCACACAAGUUCUGCUUUCCCUGCUCACGAGAAAGCAUCAAGCAGCAGGGCGCCAUGGGCGAGGUGUACUGCCCCAGUGGUGAGAAAUGCCCGCUGGUGGGCUCCAACGUGCCCUGGGCGUUCAUGCAGGGGGAAAUAGCCACCAUCCUGGCCGGAGAUGUGAAAGUAAAAAAGGAGAGAGACCCUUGAUUUUUCCACUUUUCUGUUUCCCUCUCUUUUGUUACUUUUGAUCUUCUCGCAAAAAACAUCCAACCUACAGCAAAUGACGUUCACAAAGCAUAUACGAUUUCAGACGGACUAUAAAUAAAUCAGAUCUCACGCCAUCCAAGCAGAAUUUAUGGGACAUGUACAUAUGGACUCAAGGGAAGUGUACACUUCAUAAACAUGGCUGUAUAAAUUUUUUGAUUUUCCCUUUUUGAAUACUUUGUUUCUAUAUUUUUUGAAGAUGAAAAGGUAUGUACAUGUUAUAACAGACUACUCUCGCCCCCUUUUUCAGUUGUUGUUCAAUGCCAAUUAUCAGUGUACUAUUAGAACUGGUGGCAGUCCAUGUUUAAGCAUAGAAUGUGACUAAAACUACUCUAUGAGCACUUGGCAAACCUGAAACGCUUCUAGCUGUACUUGUAUGCACUUGUUUAAAAUUGCCAAAUACAAUUUUUGACCUUGUAAUAACA